CGCCGAUCAUCCUCUUUUCGUUCGCCGUCACUGAACGAAACGAUCGCCGAUCAACCAGACUUCGAGUCGCAGGUUUUAGAACUCAAUUACAAUGGAGCAGAAACCACCAGUGCGGAAGAUGAAGUUCGCGCCAAAAGCUCCUCCGAAGCGUGCGCCAAAACCGGAAGUUAAACCUGAAGUGGUUGAGGAUGAUAAUAACAGUGCACAAGCAGCGGAGUUGCUACGUAGAGUCACUGAAAGAUCAUUACGUAGGCCAAAAGGGGAGAAGAAAGUUGCUGCUUCUCAAGUUGCUUGGAUGGGUGGUGUGGUGAAUUCAACUAGGUCAAAUAGGUUCUCCAGUGGAUAUGCUGGAGGUUAUGGUUCAAAUGCUCCGCAGGAGAUAUCAUAUCAAGAACCAUGGGAUUAUUACAGUUAUUACCCGAUCACACUUCCGUUGAGGAGACCCAACGCAGGAGAUCCAGAGGUACUUGACGUGGACGAAUUUAUGAAGGAUGUGGGAAAUCAUGAAGAGGCACUCAACACAGCUGCUGAUCUCGCUCUAACUGAAGAUAGUGAAGAACCGAAAAUGCUUUUUAUGAGGUUACCGGCUGUUCCUUUGGCAAAUCAAUCAGCACCAACAGAACCCCGUGGAAGCAAGCCGAAUAUCAGAGGUGCUGCUGAGAAGGCUUGUGAUUUAAAUGCUGCCUCGGCAAAUGGUUUCAUGGGAAAACUUCUAGUCUAUAAAAGUGGUGCUGUCAAGAUGAAACUCGGUGAAGUGCUUUAUGAUGUUAGCCCAGGGUUGAAGAGCGAGUUUGCACAAGAUGUUAUGGCGGUUAACACAGAUGAGAAGAACUGUUGUCUAGUUGGAGAUGUGUACAAGCAUGCAGUUUUGACUCCUGAUAUUGAUUCUAUCUUGAAAGAUAUCAACAACAUGUGAUAUUCUUUAAAAAAAUAUAUUAUAUCAAUUUUGUUUCGUUCUUUCUUAUUGGAAAGAACUCAGAAGUUUUGACAUUGAUAUGAAGAAAAUAAAAAUAACUUUCUUU
Eruca vesicaria subsp. sativa (arugula) is the source of this 1022-nucleotide messenger RNA. The record is from the annotation of a GenBank genome assembly. Lineage: Eukaryota; Viridiplantae; Streptophyta; Magnoliopsida; Brassicales; Brassicaceae.